AUGGUGUUCAAAGAAAGCAAGCUUUACGUGCUUAGUGAAUUGCAACGCAUCACUGUCUAUGAUUUCUCUGGUGGUGAUUCUCCAAUGGAAUGUGCAAUAUCGGGACAAUCAUCUAAAUGGAGCAUACUCAAAUCUCUAGGAGAGGAAGCAUUGCUUAUGGAUCAAGGAAUAACAGUUGCAGCCAAAGAUGGAGUUUUGAAAAAUUGCAUAUAUUAUAGCAAUGAUCAGCUUUACAGAAGAAUUGGGAGUAGACUAAAAAACGAUUAUAACGUUAUUUGCGUCUGCAAUAUUCAAACCAAGAAACAAGUCCAAGUGUUUCCACAUCUUACUGCUUCCGAUGCUCGUUGGUUUUUCCCCACUUUUAGUGCUAAAUGA
Messenger RNA from Thlaspi arvense, 375 nucleotides. The record is from the annotation of a GenBank genome assembly. NCBI's taxonomy places the organism in Eukaryota, Viridiplantae, Streptophyta, Magnoliopsida, Brassicales, Brassicaceae.